This is a messenger RNA of Aphis gossypii (cotton aphid), 3299 nucleotides long. RefSeq names its product vesicular glutamate transporter 1-like. The coding region runs from base 142 to 1596 and encodes 484 amino acids. The record is from RefSeq and is a predicted model, not a curated record. Gene Ontology annotation, biological process: transmembrane transport; monoatomic anion transport. NCBI's taxonomy places the organism in Eukaryota, Metazoa, Arthropoda, Insecta, Hemiptera, Aphididae. Gene Ontology annotation, molecular function: transmembrane transporter activity. The transcript has 10 exons. Gene Ontology annotation, cellular component: plasma membrane.
AUGUUUAAUAUAUUACCAUGAAGUAGGCAUUAUAUAAUAUUUCUGAUUAAAUACUUACCUGUUUAUAUAUUUUGUUCAUUAUAGAAAAUAAUACAAGGUAGGUAGUUAUGCGAUUUAGAUUUUACUUCUACACAAACAAUCAUGGAGAAACGGACAAUUCUAUGGUACAUGACUUUCUGGGGAUUUGCUAUUAAUUACAUGUUUCGAAUGAAUAUUAAUAUAGCCAUCGUUUCAAUGAUUAAACAUUCAAUAUCGAAAACUAAUGUUACGAUUAUAUAUGAGUGUCUUAGGCACACCGAAUCGUUGAAGUUAAACAAUUCUAUUGCACAAAUAUCUUCAGUGGAUCUAAAUGAUAAUAAAUUUGAAUGGGACGAAUAUCAGCAAAAUUCAAUACUGGGUGCAUUUUUCACAUUACAUGUAAUCAUGCAAAUACCAGGUGGAGUUUUGGCACAACGAUAUGGUACAAAAACCGUUUUUGGUAUCAGCAACGGUGUGGCAGCUGUAUUGUCUUUUGCAGUACCUGCAUCUGCAAAAUUCAACUAUAAAGCACUCGUGUUAGUUAGAAUUAUUCAAGGACUUAUAUCCGGUGCUGCGUGGUCUUCAAUGCAUACAAUGACUGCUAAAUGGAUACCACCACACGAGAGAAGUCGAUUUGUUUCAGCAUACCUAGGAAGUUCGGUCGGUACAGCAGUAACAUAUAUCAUGUGUGGAUAUCUUAUCGCUUCGUUUGGUUGGGAGAGUGUAUUUUAUGUUAGCGGAGGACUAGGUCUAUUGUGGGCUAUUUGUUGGAUUUUACUAGUCUAUGAUACUCCUGCCAAACACCCUACUAUCAGUAUAAGAGAAAGAACAUAUAUAGAAAAUUGCCUUGGUAAAACCAUACAAACUAGAUCAAAACCGUUACCGAUACCUUGGAAAUCAAUUCUUUCAUCCAAAGUAGUGUGGAUUAAUUUAGUCACUCAAGCUGGAGGUAUCUGGGGUUUAUUGACACUUGCAGCUCAAGCUCCAUCAUAUUUUAACUUUGUCUUAGGUUUAAAUGUUAAACAGACAGGUUUAUGGUCUGGAAUGCCUCAUUUUGUACGAUGGGUGUUUGCUUUUGGAUAUAGCAUGAUAAGUGAUCAUUUAGUGAAAUCUCAAAAAAUGUCUCUGACCAAUGUACGAAAGUUGGCGACAUGCUUUGGAAAUAUUUUACAAGGGUUUUUCAUUUUGGGUCUUUGCUAUUCUGGAUGUAAUUCAUUGGUUGCAAUAAUCAUGCUUUUUAGCGCGACUGCCGUAAACGGUGCAGUAUCUUCUGGGACACUUGCUGCAAUAGUGGACAUUGCUCCAAACUAUGCAGGAGUGAUUCUAGGAAUUACUGGAACUGUUGGCUCUACUUCUGGAUUCAUUUCACCCUUAAUUGUUGGUUAUUUUACCUUACACCAGCAAACAUUGAGUCAAUGGUGUAAAGUAUUUCAUUUGUCUGGAGCAAUAUGCAUAGGUACUGGAUUAAUUUACAUAUUUUUCGGAACAUCAGAAAUACAAAAAUUUAAUACAUACGAUGAUUCAAUUUCAAAUGAAAAAGAAUUGAAAUUAAUCGUUAAGAAACCUAAUAAUUCUUAAAAUUUGGAUAUAUAGGUUUUUUGGUUUAUGUAAUAGUCUAAAAGAAUUAAUUACUUUAAUUUUUACAUUAUUCAUGUAUAACACAUAAGUAGAGCCCGGAUUUAUAUGCAGUAAAAAUCAUUAAAAUAUGCAACUAAUAUGCAGUAAAAAUCAUUAAAAUAUGCAACAAAUAUACAGUGAAAUUCAUUAAUUUAAACAACAAAUAUGCAUUUACAAAAUUUAUAUUUAAAAAUUCAAAUUGUAAUAAGUAGGUAUGAAAACAAUAUAAGAUGAUAAAAUAUUAUGAAAUAUAAAUGUAUAAAUAAUAACACGUGUAAAUAAAUACAUAAAUAUUACUGCUUAAAAAUCAAAGAAAAUAUACAACUCAAAAUGUGCUUUUAUUUUUUUUUUUUGUUAAAAUUAAUUAUUAAAUGAUAUACAAGUUUUUUUUGGUAAAACUAUGCCGUCUAUUUGUUAAUAAAUGAUUAUAUAUCGAAAUUGAUCGUUCACAAUCAACUGAAGUUAUUGAGGCAAAUUUAAAAGAGCUUAAAAUAAUUAGAUCUUGAUAGUUCUUAGAACUAUAUAUAACAACUAUAUGUAUUAUAAAAUUAAAUGUAUUACACCUAUAAUGACGGUAUAACGAUUAGAUUACAUCAGAUGAACAAUUUCUUGCAUUACCUCAACUAUUUCUAAUGUAUAUAAAAUAUUUUACAUAAAAUAAGUAUUUUAAAUUAAGAUUAAACAGUGUCGCUAAUUCCACGUUCUAACGGCCAAAUUUUUUUUAGCGACAGCGAAUUUAUUGAAAUAUGCAACACAUAUGUAUUAACGGUCAAAAAUGCAAAAAUAUGCAAAAUAAAAAUGAAACAGUGAAUUCCAAUUAGUGUGAUUCGUGAAGAUUAUAUACAAAAAUAUUAAAAGUGAAAAGGAAAAAAAUAUGCAAAAACAUACAAAUCCGGGCUUUACACAUAAAUAUUAUUCUUAGUAAUCUGAAAAAUUUAAAUAUAUGACAUUUUUAUUUGAGGAUAGACAUUAAAUAUAAUAAUAAGUAAACUUUAUUAUUUGAUUUAUUAUGUAUCAUGAAGUUGUGUUCUUAAUAAUUAUUAAUUAUACAAAUAUAUAGUAAUUAUUAAAUAUAAAUGUAUCUAUUACCAUUCACCAGUGCUACUUGUAUUUAAAAUUACUUAAAAAAUAAUUGUAAUUAUGUUGGCCAUUAUUAUUAAUAAAAAAUUAAUGUUCAAGAUAAAUCUAAUUAUAACAUAAAUUAUUGUACAACCACCAAAUAUUGAUUUAUUUUAUUAUAUGAAUAAUUACUUUAAUUUUUGUUGUCAACAUAAAAUUAAGAUAGGCCGUAUGAUAUGAGUAAAAUAUAAGACCACCGAUAUAUCCACUGUGAAAUGGCCUCCUACGUAAAAGACCCACAAUAUUGUUUUGUUUUUAGUUGUCCAAUUCUCAGUAGUGUAUAUUAUCUAGUCUAAUUUACUCGAAUAUGAUCGUUCACCUAAUAUGGACUCAAAUGAUUAUGUAUAUUAAAAAAUAUCCAAAUGCCAAAUAUAAAUAGAUAAUUUCUUGAAAUUCAAAGCAUGAUAAAAAUAUUGAAUGGUAGUCUAUCCAUCCAUCACAUCCCAUCUCUAAAUAAUCCACUGGUUCUUUAUACAACCUUGGUAUGAUUAUCUGAAAAUGAAAGUGAAAAAUGGAAAUAAUUAAGAAGAGUAGAAAAAAAACUA